AUGCAAGCAAUGCAAGAAACGUGCAAUCCGAAUAUGCCCUCCAAUCCGAAUAUGCCUAAUCCAAAUAUGCCUUACGAUCCAAAUAUGCCCUUCAAUCCAAAUAUGCCUAAUCAGAAUAUGCCAUAUAAUCCUCAAAUGCCGUAUAAUCAGUUUGGGAAUGGACAGAUGACAGGUGGCAUGCCUUAUGGACAAGGAAUGAUGCCAGGAUAUGGACAGGGGAUGCCAGGAAUGAUGCCAGGAAACAUGCCAUACAAUCAAAUGGGCUAUGGACAGGGGAUGAUGUCGGGAUAUGGACAGGGCAUGAUGCCAGGAUAUGGACAAGGAAUGAUGCCAGGUAUGGCAGGGAACAUGCCGUACAAUCAAAUGGGCUAUGGACAGGGGAUGAUGCCAGGAUAUGGACAGGGGAUGAUGCCAGGAAUGAUGUCAGGAAACAUGCCGUACAAUCAAAUGGGCUAUGGACAGGGGAUGAUGCCGUACAAUCAAAUGGGUUAUGGUCAAGGAAUGAUGCCAGGAUAUGGACAAGGAAUGAUGCCAGGAAAUAUGCCGUACAAUCAAAUGGGUUAUGGACAGGGGAUGAUGCCAGGAUACGGGCAGGGGAUGAUGCCAGGAUAUGGGCAGGGGAUGAUGUCAGGAUAUGGACAAGGAAUGACGCCAGGAUUUGGACUUGGGAUGUCAGGAUAUGGACAAAUGAUGCCCGGAAACAUGCCGUACAAUCAAAUGGGUUAUGGGCAAGGAAUGAUGUCGGGAUAUGGGCAAGGAAUGAUACCAGGAUAUGGACAGGGGAUGAUAUCGGAUUAUGGACAAGGAAUGAUGUCAGGGAACAUGCCAUAUAAUCAAAUGGGAUAUGGGCAAGGGAUUAUUGGUGGCAACCUCAACGGAUUAGGACUUGGUGGAAUAAGCAGCUUAAAUGGAAUCGGUGGCAUGAGUGGAAUGGGUCUUGGAGUUGGAGGAGGAUACGUGGGAAUGGGAGUUGGAGCUGGAGGAUAUGGAGGUAUCGGUGGUAUUGGUGGAUAUGGAGGCUUUGGUUCUUCGGAUUACUAUCCGCAAUGUCUGCUAUUUUCCCAAUAUUGUGCACUUUCCGCAAUUGCUGAUGCUUGUCCUGGAAGUUGUGGACGCUUUGGUUUCUCUAGGCGUUGA
Molecule: messenger RNA, 1137 nt
Organism: Meloidogyne enterolobii
Lineage: Eukaryota; Metazoa; Nematoda; Chromadorea; Rhabditida; Meloidogynidae
Source: the annotation of a GenBank genome assembly